AAGAAGAAAACAACGAAAAAGAAGAAGAAAGUACAAACUGGAGCGCCAGCUGAUCGGUGUCACUUUUUACUGGCAACAUAAAAGAAAGCGCAAGAUUUGGGUGACGAACGGGAUUUAACAUGACCCAGUCUGUUGUAGUUCAAGUUGGACAGUGUGGAAACCAGAUCGGUUGUCGCUUUUGGGACCUGGCUUUGCAAGAGCAUGCCCAUCACAACCAAAGCGGAUUGUAUGACGACACCACUGGCACCUUUUUUCGCAAUGUGGACUCGGUGAGCUGGAAUGGGGUCUGUUGUGGUUCUGCUAAUGGGAGAAUCCAGCAUCUGAAAGCGAGAGCGGUACUGCUGGAUAUGGAGGAGGGUGUGAUCGGUGAGUUCCUGAAAGGGCCUUUGCGAGAGCUUUUUGACAGCACUCAGCUCCUCACGGGCGUGUCAGGUGCGGGGAACAACUGGGCAGCUGGCCACCUGACUUACGGUUCGACCUACAAGGACGAGAUUGUGGAUCAGCUGAGGAGGGCAGCAGAGCAGUGUCACUGUCUGCAAUCCUUUUUUCUGAUCCACUCGAUGGGAGGAGGUACAGGUUCAGGGCUCGGGACCAAAGUACUGCGCCUUCUUAAGGAUGAAUUUCCCGAGGUGUGUCGCAUUGUCAUACCUGUCUGUCCAUCUGUGGAUGACGAUGUCAUUGUGUCACCCUACAACAGUAUGCUGGCCAUGAGAGAGCUCACAGAGAAUGCUGACUGUGUUCUGCUGGUAGAGAACCAGGCACUGGUGGACAUUUUGAACACGGAACAGGCAUGCCAUGGCACACAACACGCAAAAGGCAACAUCAUCUCGGCAAAGGACAGGCUGACGGGCUCUGAGAAGCCUUUUGAUGCUAUGAAUGACAUUGUUGCUAACAUGCUACUCAACCUUACCAGUUCCGCCCGUUUUGAGGGUUCCCUCAAUAUGGAUCUGAAUGAAAUUGCCAUGAACCUGGUUCCUUUCCCUCGAUUACACUAUCUGGUUCCAAGUCUAAGUCCUGUGUACAGAUUAGCGCAGGUCAGCCACCCGAUAAGAAGAAUGGACAAGCUCUUUAGCGAUGUCUUCAGCAAAGGCCACCAGUUGAUCAAAGCAGAGCCAAAGCGCAGUCUCUACUUUGGCUGUGCCCUCAUGCUUAGGGGAGAUGCUCAAGUGUCAGACCUGCGCAGGAAUAUUGAAAGGUUAAAGCCCACGGUGCGCUUUGUGUCAUGGAACCCGGAAGGCUGGAAGACAAGUCUUUGUUCUGUGCCCCCUGUUGGUCUCUCUCAAUCCCUGUUAGCCCUGGCCAACACUACCACUAUCAAAUCCACAUUCAUGGAGAUGAGAGAACGAUUCCAAAAACUUUAUCGGAAGAAGGCACACUUACAUCAUUACCUCGAAGUCGAUGGGAUGGAGGAGAGUUUAUUCUCAGAGGCUGUAACAUCCCUCGACGCUUUGAUUGAGGAGUACCGUGAUCAAGAAGCUGGCGCAGGGAAAUUCAUGCCCGUUCCAGAUAGAUUAAAAGUUGCUUAAUGCAAUACAACUGACAUUCCGUGAUACUAAUGAAUAUAACAUAGUUUGUGAGUAGCUCAGUGUGCGGCAACAGCACUUGGAUGGACAAGAAUGAAUUCAUACAAUGUUUCAGGCAUGAAUGUAAACCUGCGUAGGCAAUGCCAAGAUCUCUAGCUUGAAGAUGGGAUUGGGUACAUUAAAGGCAUAAAUAAAAUUAUUUCCCCAUAAAAUA
This is a messenger RNA of Syngnathus typhle (broad-nosed pipefish), 1737 nucleotides long. It is a transcript of the gene tube1, whose product is annotated as tubulin, epsilon 1. Gene Ontology annotation, molecular function: structural constituent of cytoskeleton; GTP binding. The transcript has a single exon. Gene Ontology annotation, cellular component: microtubule; cytoplasm. Lineage: Eukaryota; Metazoa; Chordata; Actinopteri; Syngnathiformes; Syngnathidae. The coding region runs from base 120 to 1526 and encodes 468 amino acids. The record is from RefSeq and is a predicted model, not a curated record. Gene Ontology annotation, biological process: mitotic cell cycle; microtubule cytoskeleton organization.